Molecule: messenger RNA, 2623 nt
Organism: Dermatophagoides pteronyssinus (European house dust mite)
Lineage: Eukaryota; Metazoa; Arthropoda; Arachnida; Sarcoptiformes; Pyroglyphidae
Cellular component (GO): endomembrane system
Molecular function (GO): hydrolase activity
Source: RefSeq, a predicted model, not a curated record
UUUAUCGAAAAUGAUGAUGAUUGUUGUCGUUGCUCAAUCGGUGGUGGUGGUGGUGUCAAAAACGUUCGAUUUUUUUUCGUUUGCCAAAAAACAUUCGAAUGGUAAUCAUCAAGGGUGAAGAGUUUUGAGAAAAAAAAUGUUGAAAAAUUGUCCGACCAUCGUUUUUAUCAUAAUAAUACCAUGGAUUUUAUUGAUAAUUGCAACGGCAAUCAUACCUGAUACUGAAUUAUUAUUUGGUUUUGAUAUUUUGGCUAAAACUUAUGACGUAAAAUUACCCGAAUCAUUUAAUGGUCCAUUAUUGGCUAAUCGUUGGUUAUCAUUAGCUGAUCAUCUUUAUGUUGAUGAAAUUCGUGGUCCUGAAUCAUUUGCAACAUGGAAUGCCGAUGGACGAAUAAUACAAUUAUUAUCGAAUCACUAUCGAACGAUUACAUAUUUAAAUCCAGAAAAUCUUAGCCAAAAAGAAUGUCGAAAAAACUAUCAAUCAGCAAGUGGUUAUUGUUCACGACCAUUAGGUAUAAGAUUUUCAACCAAAGGACAAUUAUAUGCUGUUGAUCCAUAUCAUGGUAUAUUUGAAAUUAAUAUUGAAAAUGGCCAUUAUCAAUUAGUAAUGAAUAUUAGUGAACAUCGAUUAUCCGAUGGUACAAUACCGAAAUUUUUAGAUGAUUUAGUUUUGAUUGAAAAAAAUGAUACAAUUAUAAUAUAUAUGACUGAUGCAAGUCAAAAAUGGUUACUGCAUGAUGUUUAUUUUACUGUUGGUGAAAUGGAUCAAACUGGUCGUUUAUUAUCAUUUAAUCUUAAAACAAAACAACUACAAAUUGAAUUGGAUAAUUUAGCAUUUCCAAAUGGAUUAAUCCUUAAUGAUAACGGAACAACAAUCCUUAUAAAUGAAUUCAAUAAAAGACGUAUACUAAGAUAUCGUUUAGAUAGACCUGGACAUUAUGAUAUAUUGAUUGAUGGUCUACCAGGUGAACCAGAUAAUAUUAAACGAUCAUUAAAUAAAAACCAUGAAACAUAUUGGAUUGGUUUAUUUACCGGAAGAAAUCAAUAUAAACCAUCAUUUUAUUUGGAUAUAAUGGCCAGACAUCCAUAUUUGAAAAGAACAUAUUUUCGUCUGAUACGUUUAUUUGGAUUUCUGAUCGAAACUAUUGCCAAUUUAUUAUCAUUAUUUUUCAAUGAUAAUGAUUAUUUGAAACAAUUUGGUCAUAAUAUACGUGUUGCAAAUUUUAUGUAUCCAUUUGUUGCUGAAUAUGGUAUGGCUGUCGAAAUAGAUUCGAAUGGUCGAUUGAUUGGAUCAUUACAUUCACCUGAUGGUCAUACAAGUCAAUUAUCUGAAACAACAUUUGAUAUUCUAUUCUAUACAACCGUCAUAUCAAUAAUAUUGGGUUUAUUACCGGAUCAAUUUUUCAAUGAUUUUCCAAUCGAACCAAUUCAAUAUGAUAAUGAACAUUUUUAUAAAGGAUUAAUGGGUAUUGAAUGGAAUAAUCAUCUAGUCAAUAAAGCCAAAAUGUUAGCCAUCGAUCAAAUACAUGGUCCAGAAUCAUUAGCCGAUUUGGAUGAUUAUAUUUAUACCGGUGUACUUGGUGGUCGUAUUAUUCGUAUCAAUAAACAAACCAAACAGAUUGAUGAAAUUGUUCGUUUUAAUCGAUCCAAAGAAUGUCAACAUGAAAAAUUAAAAGCUGGAAAUUGUGGACGAUUUUUAGGUCUUCGUGAACAUGGCAAUGAUUUAUAUGUUGUUGAAGCAAAUACCGGAAUCUAUCGUGUUGAUUUGAGAAAAAAAGAAUUAAUUCAUUUGAGUAAAAAUCUGAUACAAGAAAAUGAAUCGGCAAUCAUUAAUGAUCUAGUAUUUGAUCCAAAACAUUCAGAAAUUGUUUAUAUUACAGUUUCAAGCAGUAAAUGGAAAUUGGAUCGUAUUGCCUGGUCAAUCAUUGAACAUGAUCAAUCGGGUUAUGUUUUGGCAAUAAAUCUUCAAACAGGACAAUCGCAUAGAAUAGCCGAUGGUUUUGCAUUGGCUAAUGGUAUUGAAAUUACUGUCGAUGAAAAAUAUCUUCUUGUUUGUCAAACAAAUAAUUUUUCAAUUGCUAAAAUUGAUUUAGAAAUGGCACGGAAAAUAUUUCAUUCAAAACAAUCACCAUUAAAAGCAAAUCAAUUAGAAUUAUUUGGACAACGUUUACCCGGUGAAGUGGAUAAUAUUCGUUUGGAUAAAUCAACCGGUGAUUUAUUGAUCGGUAUGUUUACCGUUCGACCACAUAGUAAAGUUUUACGUGAUUAUCUAUCACAAUGGCCAUUUAUUCGUAAAUCAUUUGCACGUACAGCUUAUGUACUUUAUCUUCUUAUGGAUUAUAUCGAUACCAAAGUUAUUUCGGUGGAUACAAUCAAACAAUUACGUGAUGAUCUUUAUACUGGUCAUAUUGUUUAUAAAACAUUACCAAAAAGAGAUGGUGCUGUUAUUCGUCUUGAUUCGAAAACUGGCCAAAUUAAACAAAUAUUUGGAUCAGAUAAAUUUUUUGGCAUAUCUGAAGCAAUUAUCGAUUCAAAAGGUGAUCUCUAUUAUGGUUCAUUUCGUAAUUCAUUUAUUGGUCGUAUAUCUAAAAAUGAUCAUCAAAAUUAAAUGAAAUGAUAAUUU